AUGGGCACUCAGUUUAGGUCUAAAACGAUGCCUCCUAUAUUACUAGGCCCAGCCAACAAUCCAGACUUUCACCAACUUGAUAUCACCAUCUUAGACCGUGAUAUUUUCUCAAUGCCGUUUGAUAAUGGUACAACCGGUCAAUAUAUUAUUGACUUAUUAGAAUCUAGGAAUAUCCAGAACUAUAUUAUCCUUGUUGAUAACGUUCCGAAGACAAAUACGACGCCAUUAUAUGUUUCUUCGGAAAACAAAGCAAUUUUGGAUUUGAUUAAAGAAAAUGAUAGGUUUAAAACGACAUCGAUCUUCACCAAAAUGUGCCCCAAUAGGAAUAUAACCACCAGAAAGCAGCGUUUUAAUAUGUAUGUAAAAUCAAUCCAAGAUUAUUUGGAAGAAUUAGAACUUCAAAGCCUGAAAUUACCCAUAAGUGGGAUGUUCAAGCGCGUUGCGAAACACAAAAUAAACAUUGCCCUUCCGAGCAACGCAGUAAUCAAAUUUGGCCUCAAUUCGAGUCUGACUUUUGCAAAAAUCUACGAAGCCAUCUUUGAAAAGCUUUGCAAAGUUUAUGGUCAUAGGUUCAUCCCUACCGCCGAUAAAUACAGGCUCAGAAUUAUUGAUUCCAAAUUUGAAAUUAAAGAUGACCAGCAAGUAUUUCAAGAUUGUCCAGAAAUGAUCGCCGCUUUGGAGAAACAAGUGAGAAACCCAGAAUCUAUCGUAUUUAAACUCUGCAUGGAAAGCAAGCCUUCAAAAUUUAUCAAAACUAUUAUUCAGGAUGCCAAAGAAUUAGAUCUUUCGUUACCAGAGCUUACACUAGAGACACAAAGUCUAUACCUAUCUAUGUCGCAAAAUCGUCAUAUCGUCGAAACAUUACGAAAUGAAAAAAUUACUGAAUGUCCUUUACUUGCAAGAAUGAGAAUUUCAUCGACAGACCCACCAUUAUAUACAUGUACGAAAACGCAAAUCGCUCUGAAAUGCGAGCUGCGUGCAGGAAUUACAGAUGUCGUAGUAACUGGAGCUUCAAUACAAUGCCGGUACGAUAUUUCGGCGGAUAAAGCAAUAGUUCAAUUAAUCGCUAAGAUCGAAAAGCACCAGAAGAUCAACAUCGGUCGUGAUCCGAGUGAAUUUGUAUUAUUAUUACAAGGAACAGACGAAGUCAUCGCCGGUGAUACACCAUUAGUACAGUUUAUGUGCGUACGACAGUUCUUGGUCUCUAAUCAGCCAGUUAUGAACGUAAUGCUCGCAGAAAAAUCUCAAAUCAUCGAUUCAAUCAAGAAUAAAGAACUUGCGGUUACGCCGAUGCAAGAACCGAACAAGAACGAUUUUAUUCCAAGUAUCAAAGCUUCAACAACAAAUUCCUUAUGUAUUCCGAAUUUACUGCUUACAACGCCUAUGUCUAUACUUAUACGUGGCUUCAAGCACUUCCCAGCUAAAGUAGAGAACGUAGGUAUCACUGUUGCAAUUAUAAACGGUACACAAACGAUAUGCGACCCAAUUACGUUACCUGUACAAAAAGGUGGUGCCAAAUACAUAUUAGUUAAUCAACCCAUUACUUUCCAGAUAUCUCCACGCGUUUUACCGCAUUCCGCCCGCUUAUCAAUUUCCGUAUUUGAUUAUGACCAAAGAACCAACUACAUGAAGAAGCCAAAGAAGAAGAAAGACAACGGGAACAUUGCAAGCUUGAACUUCCCGAUGUUUACUCACGACGGAUGGCUGAACAUGGGAACAACAAGCAGAAAAAUGUGGAAUAAGCAUUAUUUGGACUAUUUCUUGACAACGGCUCAGUCAAAUGAAUCCGGAGCGAUUGUUGCGAUAUUCGAUCUCCCUGUUUUCAGAUUCCCUGUUUACCACACUGUUGCAGAGAUUCAACCAUCAGCGAAUCGUAUGUCAAUGCACUUGUCGACAGAAGAAAUCGCACGAUUGGAGACAUUCGAGAACCUCGAUGCAUUGGGAGUUCUCUCUCCUGAAGACAAAACAUUGAUAUGGAACAAUCGUGCUAAAUUUAAACAAAACGAGCGAAUGCUUCCACUCGUUUUGCAAUCACUUGACUACACAUCUCCUGUACAAGUCGCAGAAAUUCCUUACAUACUCAACGAGUGGGCAGAAAUUUCUCCAACAGAUGCAUUGACACUUUUGGAUCCGAAAUUCGCAGAUCGCGAUGUUCGUAAAUACGCUGUCGAACACUUAGAAGCAUUCAACGAUAACGAGAUCAUGCUUUACAUGCUUCAACUCGUUCAAGCAUUGAAGUUCGAGUUAUACGACGAUUCUCCACUUGCACACUUCUUGUUGCGAAGAGGUCUUGCAGAACCGAAGUUCCUCGGACACCAGCUCUUCUGGCAACUGAUGUCUGAAGCACACAUAUCUCAGAUUCGACAGAGAUUCUCUGCCGUUUUGGUCAAUUUCAUAUACGGAAUUGGUUCAUACUGGAAGGAACUUAAAACAGGAUACAGAUUCACACAGAAACUUGUUGAAUUAAACAACGACCUUUGUAAGUUAAGUCACACAGAAGCAACAGAACAAUUCAAAGUCCGACUGAAAGACGUUGAGAUUCCAGAAGAGUUCCAUCUUCCUAUGGAUCCAAGACUUGUUGUCGAUGCAUUCAUCUUAGAAGACUGCAAGGUCAUGAACUCUAAGAAGAAGCCUUUCUGGCUCACAUUCCACAACGCUGCGCCAUUCUCGACAGAACCAGUCAAGACGAUGUUCAAAGUUGGCGACGACCUGAGACAAGACCAGCUGACUCUCCAAAUAAUGAAAGUCAUGGAACACUUGUGGCGACAGAACCAGCUCGACUUGCGAAUGAACUGUUACGGUGUCCUCCCGACAGGUUUCAACCAAGGUUUCAUCGAAGUUGUCCCUAACUCUAUCACAGAACAAGUUCUUCAGCAAGAGGAAGGAAGAUGGACAGGCGUUUUCAAGCCUAACAUCAUGAACGACUUCUUGGCGAAGAACAACUCUACGGCAGUCACACUGAACAUCGCGAAGGAGAACUUCCUCCUCAGCUCAGCAGGUUACGCUGUCUCUUCUUGCGUCAUCGGUUUGGCAGACAGACAUCCAGGAAACAUCAUGGUCCAAAGAGAUGGUCACUUCUUCCACAUCGACUUUGGCCACUUCUUGGGUAAUUUCAAGAAGAAGCUUGGAUAUCAGAGAGAAGAUGCACCUUUCCACUUCUCUCCUGCAUGCGCAGAAGCACUCGGAGGAGUUGGAAGUGAGCAAUACAAGAGAUUCGAAGAUACAUCAGCAAACGCAUACAAUAUUUUGAGACGAAAUGCAAAUUUGUUGAUGUCCAUGAUGUUGUUGAUGCUUGGAACAGGAAUUCCAGAACUUCAAAAGCCAGAAGAUAUAAUAUACAUGAAGAAUAUGUUGAACCUUGGAGUUUCUGAGGAAGAAGCAGCAACAAUAUUCAAGAAAUACAUUCAGAUGUCUUUGGAUUCAACAAAGACAACUGUGAAUAACUGGAUUCAUAAUUUAGUUGUUUCUUAA
Molecule: messenger RNA, 3471 nt
Organism: Trichomonas vaginalis G3
Lineage: Eukaryota; Parabasalia; Trichomonadida; Trichomonadidae
Product: PHOSPHATIDYLINOSITOL KINASE family
Exons: 1
Coding region: 1-3471 (1156 amino acids)
Biological process (GO): cell migration; phosphatidylinositol 3-kinase/protein kinase B signal transduction; phosphatidylinositol-3-phosphate biosynthetic process
Cellular component (GO): plasma membrane; phosphatidylinositol 3-kinase complex; cytoplasm
Molecular function (GO): 1-phosphatidylinositol-3-kinase activity; 1-phosphatidylinositol-4-phosphate 3-kinase activity
Source: RefSeq, a predicted model, not a curated record